This is a messenger RNA of Sparassis crispa, 315 nucleotides long. RefSeq names its product Mitochondrial import inner membrane translocase subunit TIM14. Gene Ontology annotation, biological process: protein import into mitochondrial matrix. Gene Ontology annotation, molecular function: ATPase activator activity. Gene Ontology annotation, cellular component: PAM complex, Tim23 associated import motor. Bases 1 to 315 code for a protein of 104 amino acids. Lineage: Eukaryota; Fungi; Basidiomycota; Agaricomycetes; Polyporales; Sparassidaceae. The transcript has 2 exons. The record is from RefSeq and is a predicted model, not a curated record.
AUGGCUACUCCAAUAAUUGUCGGCGUCGGCGCCAUCGCUGCAGCCGUCGCUGGAAGACAGCUCCUUCGCAGCGGGAUUAUGGGCGGUAAGGGUGCCGCAGAGCAGUGGGUGAAGGGUGGUUUCAAGGCCAAGAUGGAUCGCAAGGAGGCUAUUGCGAUCCUGGGUCUCAAAGACAAUCCCCAGCUCAAAAGCAGAAUAAAAGACGCCCACCGCCAUAUUAUGAUUGCAAACCACCCUGACAGAGGAGGUUCGCCUUACCUUGCCAGCAAAAUUAACGAGGCAAAGGAGCUGCUAGACAAGACGGAUCGGAGAUGA